Messenger RNA from Contarinia nasturtii (swede midge), 1781 nucleotides. RefSeq names its product zinc finger protein 558-like. The record is from RefSeq and is a predicted model, not a curated record. The coding region runs from base 10 to 1467 and encodes 485 amino acids. Gene Ontology annotation, cellular component: nucleus. The transcript is spliced from 4 exons. Gene Ontology annotation, molecular function: DNA-binding transcription factor activity, RNA polymerase II-specific; zinc ion binding; RNA polymerase II cis-regulatory region sequence-specific DNA binding. NCBI's taxonomy places the organism in Eukaryota, Metazoa, Arthropoda, Insecta, Diptera, Cecidomyiidae.
CCAAAAGUGAUGGCCAAAAGAUUGUCACUAUCAUUUUUGGCAUCAUAUGAAAGGAACAGUUGUGCUAUAAAUGAUUUGUGUCGUACGUGCUUAUGUAAAACUGAUGAUGAAUACAUAUCCAUUACUUCGGUUAUACCGUGGACCCAAAGAGAAAGCUGCUCGGCACAGCAAAUGAUCGAACAAAUUUUAAAUCGAGAGUUGAACAAAACGAAGCCACAACCACAACGAAUCUGCUCAAAGUGUGUUAAGAAAAUUCGCACUAUUUAUUUAUUUCGUAAUCAAUGCAUCGAAUCCGACGAUAUAUUAACUCAAUUUCAUAAGCACAUAGAAAACCAACCACUUGACAAUGAACCGAAAGAUAUCCACAGCGAGUUUGAUUUUGACAUGGAUGAAAUCAUGUUUCCAGAGCAAAUUGAUGACAAAUUUUUGCCUGUUUUUGAUGCAGAAAUACUUAAGCUCGAAUCAAAUAUGUUGGAUGAAAUCAAACGAGAUUUAAAUAGGCCUCCAUCACCUGCGCCUGUACUACAGCAAUCAGUGCCACCGCAAUUACCACCAAAAAUAAUGCUACCACCGCCACCACCAAUACUACAGACGAAGGAACCCAAAAAAGAAAGUGCAGCUGCUGAACAACGUCCGCGAAGAAAAACGAAACGACCCAAUCAUUACAAUGACAUCGACAUGUAUGUUAAUCAAUUGCUUCGCAAAGACAUUAAAGCCAGUUUAAAGAGUUUCAAGAAAAAAUACAAAAAAGAGAAGCCAGAAGAGGAUUUCACCGAAUUAUGUGAACAAUGUGGAUUAACAUUUUCACAUUCGAGCGAGUACAAAAAGCACAUUCGUAGUCAUGAAGAUAAAUCCAAUCAAACGUUUAGAUUUCAAUGUAAAUUUUGUUUAAAGGGAUUUAAUCACAAGCAAACGUACAACAUUCAUCUCAAUAGUCACACACGAGAAAUUAAAUUCAUUUGUGACAUGUGUGGCAAAGAACUGGCAACGAAAAACAGUUUACGUAUACAUUUCAGAUAUCAUUUGGGAAUUAAAAAUCACAUUUGCCCUAAGUGUGGCCAUCGAUUUGUGACACCACGUGAACUACGCGACCAUGUUGAAAAGAAACAUGCAGCAGUUCGUGCCAUUGCUUGCACCUAUGCCGAUUGUGUGGAAACAUUUGAUUCGGAAUAUCGACUGAAUUUACAUUUACGCGUUCACGAAACGAACUAUGCAUUUAAGUGUGACAUUUGUGGUGUGGCAACCGUGAGCAAAUUUCGACUUGGCAUUCACAAAAAAAUCCAUACCGGCGAGAUGAUCAGGCAUUGCCCAAUUUGCCAAAAGAAAUUGGCACAUGACAAUGCACUUCGUAGACAUAUCAAAAAUGUUCAUGGCGAUAAGAACAAGGCACCAAAUGGAACUGUUGCGAAAACAAAACGCACAAUCACAUUAGACGGAAUUAUUCUCACGACAAGUCCAAUCCAAUGAGCCAAAUUUCAACGAUUUCAUUUUACAAACAACGAUAUGUAUUUUAUGUGUAUAAGAUAGUAGAUAUUAGAUUUGCCAAAUUUAGAAUUGAAUUCAGUAUUUUUUGAAACCCAUCAUUUUGUGAUUCCUUUAGUCCCUAAUUUCAUCACAUUUUGAAUACAAUCUCAUUCCUCUGCACGUAGUUCAUUCCCCCCGACCAGUCGCAUUUCGAUUUGAUUUAAGUUUUUCCUUCUCUGGUCAAUUUUAUGUGAGGAUAUUUGUAUUGGAUUUUUUCUGGUCUGUAGAACAGGCACACAUUUUGUGCAACAAAAUUA